Molecule: messenger RNA, 5286 nt
Organism: Austrofundulus limnaeus
Lineage: Eukaryota; Metazoa; Chordata; Actinopteri; Cyprinodontiformes; Rivulidae
Product: DENN domain-containing protein 5B
Exons: 21
Coding region: 202-4005 (1267 amino acids)
Molecular function (GO): small GTPase binding; guanyl-nucleotide exchange factor activity
Source: RefSeq, a predicted model, not a curated record
UCUCUCUCUCUCUCACCCCCCCAGCCUCCUCCCUCGGAUGACCAAGGCUGGAUCUCCGGACUCCAUCCCAGUCAGACGGUGGGAACAUCCGGACCAAGCGGCACCGAACAGAACCACCCGCACCGCACCUCCUCCGCGAUGAGAGCCCGGGGCUUAGAGCAGCAGUAACCAGGCAGCCGUCGCACCGUCCUCGCCUGCAGGAUGACCGGAGCCGCCGGAGGACCGACGGCUUCUUGCCGCUUCGCCCACUAUUUUGUCGUGUGCGGAGUGGACACGGAGACGGGCCUGGAGCCGGACGAUGGAGCGGGUGAGAGUUUCGAACAGAGCCCCAUCCRGCGGUCCUUCAAGUCCAAAGUUCUGGUGCAUUACCCGGAAAACACGGACAGGAACCCGUUUAACAAAGAUGCUGUCAACAUGCUCUGCAUGCCCAGAGGUCUCUCCUUCUGCACCCAGGCGGACAGACUGGACCCUCGGUUUCACUCUUUCACGCUCGCCUCUGACGACGGGACGCGCUCCUACGGCUUUGUUCACACCUUCUACGAGGCGGUGACCAGUCCCCAGAUCAUCACUGCCAUGCAGACGCUCCAUCAGAUGCACCACGUGGAGCACCACUCGUCCUCGUCCUCUUCUUCCUCGUCUUCCUCCGCCUCCUCGCCCUCCUCCUCCAGCAUGGACUCUCUCGCGAGCAGCCUGGAGGAGUCAGACGCCGAGUCUCUGGCAGGGGUCUCCGGCUGCCUCGGCUGCGUGGGCUCCUUCGAUGCGGCGCGCGACACGCUGUACGUGUCCAAGGCCCUCUGCCUCAUCACGCCGCUCCCCUUCCUGCAAGCUUCUCGUCAGUUUCUGGCUCAGCUUCACCAGGCCGUGGCGUCGCAGACAGCCCCACCCCUCCCUCUGGAGAGCUACGUCUACAACAUCCUGUACGAGGUGCCCCUGCCUCCGCCUGGGCGCUCUCUGAGGUUCCACGGGGUGCAGGGGCCCAUCGUGUGCCAGCGGCCCGGACAAGGGGAGCUUCCUCUGGGGGACUACCCUCUUGGCGAGGCUUUCUCCCUGCUGGGCGUGGACAGUAUGGUGAAGUUACUUACCUGUGCACUGCUGGAGACACAAGUCCUGCUCUACUCUAAGGACUACCAGCGUUUGAUGAUGGUGGCGGAGAGCAUCACCACGUUGCUGUUUCCGUUUCAGUGGCAGCACGUCUACCUGCCCAUCAUCUCCACGCCACUGCACCACCUCCUGGACGCCCCCGUGCCUUUCCUGAUGGGGAUCCACCGCAGGGACGGAGCGCAGAGAUCCUCCCUCCACCUUCCACACGAGGCCAAUCUGUGCUUUGUUGAUAUCGACAACCACUGCGUCGAAGCCCCCGAGGACCUCCCCCUGUUCCCGGACCAGACUGAGCUCAUUCAGGAACUGAGCGAGGUUUUGUUGCACUUUGGACUCCCGCCGCAGGCAGGAGCGACCACUCAGCCCGCAGCGAGCGCCACCGUCACCGCCGCCGACUCCCCUCGCCUGAGCAGCCUAGUGCUGGAGGACCUGAUGGAGGACAGGAGGAACGGGAACCUCGGAGGAGAGGAGCUGGYGGYGCUGGAGAGGCUUCAGGCUCUGGCGAAGCGGUGCGGAGGAGGAACGGCGUCCGAGGGAGGGAAGACGCUGGGACACGUGUUCGAGGAGGAGGAAGAGGAGCUGAAGGCUUCCAAGCUGAACAUUCAGCUGAGGGAGGUGUUCGCUGUCCGUUUCGCUGCCAUUUUUGGCAGGUAUGAGGAGUUUAUCGUCAACGGCGCGACGGAUUUAGACUCCUGGUUGAGCAACCGAGAGGGAACCUGCAGCUUUGAUAAGGGCUCCUUCCUCUCCGUUCAGCCAGCAGCCCACUUGCACUUCUUAUCCCGGUUCCUGGARACGUCCAUGUUUUCGUCCUUCGUGGAUGGGAAAAUUCUGUCCCGCUGGCUGGACCGGGAGCCGCUGCAGCAGCUGUUUGACAGCCGUUUGGAUCGAGAGCGACUGUACGACCUGAGCGACGAGGAGUCACGCAACCGUCCUUACAGGAAGUGCACCACGCUCUCCGAGUCAGCUCAGACUAUUGAGCAGCGGCUGCUGAAGACCGACCACACGGCGUUGCACCCUCACCUGCUGGACAUGAGGAUCGGUCAGGGUCGUCACCACCCAGGAUACUUCCCAAAGCUGCAGGCGGAUGUGCUCGCGCAAGCGCACAACACUCACAAGUGGUCCAGUCGCGUCACGGCUUCACGCAGGUCCGAACCCAAGAGGUCAACGGUUGUWGAUCCCUCAGGAGAGGACAAAGAACCCAAACAGAGGCACGCCUUUGCAAGGAGAAUCAUUCGUCAGUCCAAACUACUCGACCCGUCGCCUCAGGCCGUGUCUCAGACUCACAGAGAGUUCGCCGAUGGGCUGUUGAGCGAAUGUCGUCUGAAGACUAAGCGGAUGUUAAUGGAAAGGAUGGGGAAGGAGUGCGUGGAGCUGGGUCAGGGAGAAGCCAGCAUCACAGGCCUGCAGGAGAACACGCUCAUCCACGGUCUGUGUGAUCUCCUGGAGAGAACCUGGGGCCACGGUCUGCAGMUCAAACAGGGUAAGUCGGCACUUUGGUCCCAUCUGCUUCAUUACCAGGCUGCCCAGGAGAAGACGGAGGGACCAGCUGAUGUAUCAGGGUCUAACUGCUUGGACCAGAAGCUGCUUGAUGACGGCACUUUGCUGCAGAGAAGCUCCUUAAURCAAGACAUGAGAUUUAUCCAAACCAUGAGAGACGAUCUGUCUGAGGUGGGUCAGACCAGAGCCUGGAUCCAUUUGGCUCUGGAGAAGAAAAUGCUGUCUCAGCACCUCAAAGAGCUGCUGGCCAACCAGGAGCUGCUCAGACAGCUGUACAGACCUCAUGCGUUCCUGCUCUGCGAGGAAGAACGGGAGCAGUUUUUAUUCCACCUGCUGUCUCUCAACACCGUGGACUACCUCUGYUUUACGCACACCUUCACCUCCGUCAGUAUUCCAUACCGCGUUGUUAUUAUACCCAUGAAGAAGCUGAGCAUCGCCAUGGCCACCGUUAACCCCUGGGUGUGCGUGUCCGGAGAACUGGGCGACUCAGGAGUUAGACAGGUCCCAAAGAACACACAAGAAAUCUUUUUCCAGUGCAAGAACCUGGGCAGGCUGAGCACCCUGCAGCUGGGGGUGCAGGAGAAUUCGGGCCUGUUGGCCAAGUGUCUGGUCGAUUCCGUGAUGGUGUACAACGAGAUCACGGGACACACCUUCAGGUUCCCGUGUGGCCGGUGGCUGGGGAAGGGUGUGGGUGACGGCAGCUUGGAGCGAGUCCUGAUCGGUCAGCUGGUGACACCCGGUGCAGAGGAGGAUUCUGGACGAUGGACAGGAACUCCUCCGGAGCUGACGUCUCCAUCUCAGAGUGUGCGGAACGUGCUGGGCUCUCUUGGCAGCCGAAGCCGGAUGAGCUCUCUUGAAGUUCAGGAGGACCUGAGGGAGGCAGCGAAUAACCUGGUUAAACAUUUCCACAAACCUGAACAGGAGAGGGGGAAUCUGACGGUCUUGCUUUGUGGCGAAGGUGGGCUUGUGCUCGCUGUGGAGAAGUUCCUCCUCCACGGGUUCCGAUCCAACCGUCUUUUCCAGAGGAACGUGUUCGUUUGGGACUUYGUAGAGAAAGCAGUGGUUUCAAUGGAGGCCAGUGAUCAGAUGGGUGACAUGCAUGGAUCGAUGCUGACGACGGGUCCACCGUGGGAUUUACUAUGCCACUACGUGAACGYCAUCAACGCUUCGCCCCGAAACAUCGGAAAAGAGGGAAAGUUCCAGCUGUUUGUCUGUCUCGGAAUCAGGGACAGACUUCUGUCCCAGUGGUUCCCCCUGCUGGCAGAGUGUCCUUUGACCCCUCGGACGUACGAGGACGGAGCUCUGCUGCGGGACCGUGCAGCCAUUCACUCCCUCUGUCGGAUUCUCCAAACCCUCAACGAGUUUAUUGUCACCCUGGAGGCRGCGCUGGUGAAAGGGGUUGACCUCUGACCCCAACGUGGUCCUGCUCUUAAAGACUCUGAUGAGUUUCCAGCUGCGGGUCCUUUCAGACACCUGAGAAAUGUGACUUCAUCAUGAAGAUGAAGCAGACGGAGACGCCGGCUACUGAAGCACCAAACAUAUCUGCCUUGUUCCGCUGAUCUAGAUGUCUUUAUAAAACUGUACUUGCUUCAAGACGUAGUCUGUUUACACUGUGAAACCCUGUCUCCUCCAGGAGAAAUCUCACACCUGCGUUAGAUAUUUUCCCCCUUACAUGAGUUUACCRUGUUUAACUGUCCGACUUACUGCUCGCACUUGAACUUUGAACAUGCAUGGCCAGGAUUUCGUUACUUUGGGUGUUAUAAUCUGAACAGUCAUGACUCAGGCUUUGUUAUUCUGUUAUUUAAUAUCAUAGUGAAUACUGUAUAGUCAAGAGUAAUAGUGCUCUGUUUGUAUAAUUUAAACAUGAAACUGUUGAAGAGCUCUUGUUAUUCAGUGUGACGUCUGCUCUGUUUAUUUCAGUUCGAGGUCGUGUGCUUAUGAAAACUUGAGUUGGUGAAAACACUGAAUCCCAGCUGGUGUCCUCAUUGUGUCAGUCCAAGUGCUGUUAUCAUUUUUGUCAGAAAAUCUUUCCCCUCCCUCGACUCAUAUUGUAAAUAUUUUUGCUUCAUCAGAGACACUCGCUCUACCCAUCCAUUUGAAUCGUUUCCAGUUGUUGAGUUUGCUGUAAACACUUUUUUUCCUGUUUAAAGGCAUUUUGUUAGCUUCUGUGAACAAUAGACUCCAAAAAUGGUCACACUUUCUUAAGUGAAAAAAUAGAAAGGCUGUUUGAAUCCAAACUGUUGAGUCAUUUUUUGCUAAAUGCAUACGAUGAAUAGAGCACAGGUUCAUAAAAAUGUAAAUAUUAUGUUGAUAAGGCGUUUAAUUUACCAGCUGAACAAGUAUUAAAAUGCUGUUUUUACUGCACUAUCCUGCAAGCACUACUGUACGUACCCCACUAUGACUGUCUUUGUUGUUUAAAUACAGAUUAGAAAAAGCAAUAAGGAAUUAUUUAUGAAGUGUGCUGUUGACCAUUAAAGUUACUGAGAUGACUGUGAUGUUUCUCUGUUAUUUUACAGACUGUUUACUCAAAGUUGAGAUAUUAGCAACUUUUUUUUUCUAAAUGUUUCGUUAAUGAAGCUACAACUCCUGGCAAAUACAGAGAAUCAUGGUUUUAUUUUGGCAAAACAAAUAUGUAAGUGUCAUUCAACAGCUUAACGUUGUGUUUGUCAAAUAAAAAAUAACUUAUUUGUG